GAAGUAGAAUUGCACGGUCGAGUGAAAAAACACCAAGGACUCAGAAGGGGUCCGCUGCCGCGGUAACGCGCGCUCCCGAGGGAGUGUCCCCUCUGUUUCAAUUUUGGGGACCCUCGGGCGCUUUCUACCCCAGAGAAGGUAUUUUGCCCUUACCUCUUCAUACAGUGUCCCCAGAACCAUGGCCGAAUACUCGUAUGUCAAGUCCACCAAACUCGUGCUCAAGGGAACCAAGGCGAAGAGUAAGAAGAAAAAGAGCAAAGAGAAGAAGAGAAAAAGAGAAGAAGACGAAGAAACUCAACUUGAUAUUGUUGGAGUCUGGUGGACAGUCACAAACUUUGGUGAAAUUUCAGGAACCAUAGCAAUUGAAAUGGAUAAAGGAACCUACAUACAUGCACUUGACAAUGGACUUUUUACACUGGGAGCGCCACAUAAAGAAGUUGAUGAGGGUCCUAGUCCUCCAGAGCAGUUCACAGCUGUCAAGUUGUCUGAUUCCAGGAUUGCCCUGAAAUCUGGCUAUGGAAAAUAUCUUGGUAUUAAUUCAGAUGGACUUGUUGUGGGUCGUUCGGAUGCAAUUGGACCAAGAGAACAAUGGGAACCAGUCUUUCAAGAUGGGAAAAUGGCUCUGUUGGCCUCAAAUAGCUGCUUUAUUAGAUGCAACGAAGCAGGUGACAUAGAAGCGAAAAGUAAAACAGCAGGAGAAGAAGAAAUGAUAAAGAUUAGAUCCUGUGCUGAAAGAGAAACUAAGAAAAAAGAUGAUAUUCCAGAAGAAGACAAAGGAAAUGUUAAACAGUGUGAAAUCAAUUACGUAAAGAAAUUCCAGAGCUUCCAAGACCACAAACUUAAAAUAAGUAAAGAAGACAGUAAAAUUCUCAAAAAGGCCCGGAAGGACGGAUUUCUGCAUGAAACACUUCUGGACAGGAGAGCCAAAUUGAAGGCUGAUAGAUACUGCAAAUGACCAGAAUUUUUGUUUUUGUCUCCUCCUAUUUGUUUUUUUCUGAAUAAAAUAAUCAUUGGAAGUGUUUUUACAGAG
Suricata suricatta (meerkat) is the source of this 1030-nucleotide messenger RNA. RefSeq names its product FSHD region gene 1 (gene FRG1). The record is from RefSeq and is a predicted model, not a curated record. Bases 179 to 955 code for a protein of 258 amino acids. The transcript has 9 exons. Lineage: Eukaryota; Metazoa; Chordata; Mammalia; Carnivora; Herpestidae. Gene Ontology annotation, cellular component: catalytic step 2 spliceosome; nucleolus; striated muscle dense body. Gene Ontology annotation, molecular function: actin filament binding.